Molecule: messenger RNA, 1180 nt
Organism: Pelmatolapia mariae (spotted tilapia)
Lineage: Eukaryota; Metazoa; Chordata; Actinopteri; Cichliformes; Cichlidae
Exons: 3
Coding region: 134-1180 (348 amino acids)
Molecular function (GO): nucleic acid binding
Source: RefSeq, a predicted model, not a curated record
AGGAGGAGGAGGUGGUGAAGGAGGUGGAGGUGGAGAACGACGGCGACAAGGAAGGGGAAGAGCAAGGGCACGAAGACAGUCAGUCUCGGAUGAAAUUCGAGCCACUUUAGUUGACCAUGUCCUUGUCCAUGGGAUGACUAUGAGGGAGGCUGGGCAACGAGUACAACCAAAUUUGAGUCGCUUCACUGUUGCCUCCAUCAUCAGAACCUUCAGGGAGGAAAACAGGACACAGAGACGACCACCUGGUGGAGGCAGGUUAAGGCUUUUGUCGGAGGAGCAAGAGAGGGAACUUGUAAACAUGGUAAUUGCAAAUAAUGUAAUCCGCCUGCAAGAGAUUCAAAGGAGAGUGAUUGAGGAUGAUCAUCUUUUUCGAGGCAUAAAUGCCAUCAGCCUCUCCACAAUUGACCGCAUCCUCCGAAAGAAUCAAUUCCGGAUGAAACAGGCAUACCGAGUCCCUUUCGAACGAAACUCUGACAGAGUGAAAAACCAACGUGUGGAAUAUGUUCAGAGAAUCUUUGAGAUUGAAGGACGGCCUGUUCCCCAUGAAAUGAUCUUUGUGGAUGAGGCAGGUUUUAACCUGACCAAAAGAAGGAAAAGGGGGAGGAACAUAAUUGGCCAUCGGGCUAUUGUAAAUGUCCCUGGUCAGCGUGGGGGGAAUGUCACUAUGUGCGCAGCCAUCAGCCAACGAGGGGUACUCCACCGCCAUGCCGUACUAGGACCCUAUAACACUAUGCUUCUCCUUGCUUUUCUUGAUGGUUUAAGACAACAUAUGUUCCAGCUGGACUACAGGGAACCAGCACAGCCAGAGCAGCCUCACUACGUUGUUGUGUGGGAUAACGUCAACUUCCAUCGCGCUGCUCUGGUUCGUGACUGGUUUACCAAUAACCCAAGGUUUUCUAAUAUCUUUCUGCCUGCAUACUCCCCCUUUCUAAACCCGAUAGAGGAGUUAUUUUCGGCAUGGCGGUGGAAAGUGUAUGACCGAGAACCUUAUGUCCAUGUUCACCUCCUUCAGGCCAUGGAAGAGGCCUGCCUAGACAUAUCAGUAGAUGCAUGCCAGGGGUGGAUCAGGCAUGCAAGAGGAUUUUACCCCCGCUGCCUGGCUGGGGCCAAUAUAGCCUGUGAUGUGGAUGAGAUUCUCUGGCCUGACCCAGACCAAAGACAAGAUGCUGUGGUGGGAUAA